AUGCACGGUGUCCUGGGACUCUCCGUGCCAGAGGAUGGUGAAACCAGGCGAAUAUUCGACGUGGAAAGGCUGAAGCCCGUUGCUGACUCUGGAGAAGGCUUUGCCACCAUGAUCGGUGAGAAGGUGAAGCAGUUCCUCUCAGGGUUUGGGGAUAACCCUUGCUCCAUCCCCGUCCUGCUGUGCAGCUCCACUGCAGCCCUCAUGGCUCUCGCCUGGGCUGUGAGAAAGCUGAUGAAGAGGAAGUUUGUCCGAGCUAAGCACCACGCAGAGGCCCUGGAGCAGAUGGAGAAGGCUGUCCAGCAGUUCAAGAAAGAGAACCCAGAUGUCCAGAUUAGCCACAUCCUGUCACUGCCGCUGUUGGAGCUGGUGGAGAAACUGAGGGAAGGUUCCCUGUCUCCAGAGAGCGUCCUCUACUCCUACAUAGAGAAGGCCUUAGAAGUCAACCAGGAGGUGAACUGCGUGACAGCGUUUAUUCCUAGCUGCCUGCACCAUAUCCAGGAAAUGAGAAACCAGAAGAAAGGGUUGCUCUACGGUGUUCCCAUCAGCAUUAAGGAUCAUGUGGUUUGCAAGGGCUAUGGCUGCAUCUGUGGAUCAGGACAGAAGCUCAGCCUCCUAGAGCAAGAGGAGAGCGUGCUGGUGAGAGUGCUGAGGAGCCAAGGAGCCAUCCCCUUUGUGAAAACCAACACGGCACAAUGCGUGAUCAACUACGACUGCAGCAAUGCUAUCUACGGCCAGACGCUGAACCCUCUCAACCGCAAGAAGAGCCCUGGAGGUUGCUCUGGAGGGGAGGGAGCGCUCAUUGCAGGGGGAGGCUCCAUCCUGGGCUUUGGGUUGGAUGUUGGUGGCAGCAUCCGCCUGCUGUCCAGCUUCUGCGGACUGUGCGGUCUCAAACCCACGAGCGACAGACUGAGUUACUUGGGAGUUAGUGGUCCAGCGCACUGCCUUCAAACAGCUGCAGGUGUGAUGGGGCCCAUAGCAAGAGACGUGGACAGUCUGGCCUUGUGCAUGAGAGCCCUUUUGUGUGAAGACAUGUUUCGCUUGGACCCCACCGUGCCACCCAUCCCCUUCAACAUGGAGGUGUUUAGCAGCCCCACUCCCCUUCGGAUUGGCUUCUAUUCCCUGGAUGACUACUUCUUGCUCCCACCCUGUGUGACUCGGGCUGUCCAUGAGACCCGCCUGCUGCUCGAGGAGGCUGGACACACGAUGAUCCCCUUCGUCCCUCCCAGUGUUGAAUAUGCAAUGAACAGCCUGUUUGUGAAGGGGCUCUUUGCUGACAGUGGCUGUGCUUCUUCAGACACGCGCAAACUGGACUCUCUGGAGCCGGGCUGCAGCCACCCUGUCUGCUGUGAUGAACUCCCAGCUGUGCUAAAGAAGAUCCUGGCUUGUCUCACAAAGCUUCUGUUCCCAUGUUUCACCAGCUGUCUGGACAUGCCGUGUGGAGUGCGGUCGUCGAAGGAAUUUGCAGACCUCCACACUGCCAUAAUGGUUUAUCGCUGGGAAUUCAUCACCCGAUGGAAGAAUCUUGACCUGGAUGUUGUGCUGUGCCCUGUGCUGGGACCGGCCUUCACUUUGGGCUACUUGGAGACAAACCUUGCCACUCUGUCCUCCACCAUGUUGUACAACAUCCUCAACUUCCCUGCGGGAGUCGUACCUGUCACUGUGGUCACAGAGGCAGAUGAAGAACAGCUGCAGCUUUACAGUGGGUACUUGGAUGAGCCAUGGGACAAGAAGCUGAGGAAGGCUGUGGAAGGUGCUGUGGGGCUGCCUGUGGCCGUCCAGUGUGUGGCUUUACCAUGGCAGGAGGAGCUGUGCCUUCGGUUCAUGAAAGAGGUUGAAAGACUGACCUGUGAGAAGAAACGGAGAACUGAUGCAUCUGGGGCUGACGCAGCCCAGAGAGAUGGACCAAGUCAGGUCCCACUGGGAGCAGCCUCCUUGGAUCAGCAAUCCCAAAAGCCAAGUAGCAUGUUUCUGGAUUUGUCCAGCGUAAUCAGCAAGACAGAGGAGCACCCAACAUUGCAAAGAACGACCUUACAAAUCACCCUUGCAGAGGACCUGCGGGACGACCUGCAAACAGCUGCUCUCCAGCCAGACAUGCAGAGUGACGUGCAAGUGUCAUCCCAGCCUGAUGUGGAAACACUGAUGCCCUGGUCAGAUGAGCAGAGUGAAGUGCCAAUGCUGAUUCCACCCCCUGACAUGAAAAGAGACCUGCAGCCUGGUGAGCCAGAGCCUGAUGUGCAAACACAGGCAUCUCAGAAGGAUGAAGAAAGGGACCCACAGCCCCAUGCACCGGAGCCUGAUGUGCAAACAGAAGCAUCCCAGAAAGAUGAAGAGAGAGACCCACUCCCCCUUGUACCCGAGCUUGAUGUGCAAACAGAGGCAUCCCAGAGAGAUGAAGAGAGGAACGCACAGCCCCUUGCACCUGAGCCUCAUGUGCAAACACAGGCAACUGAAGGUGACAUGUCAAGCAAGGAGCAAAGCCAGCCGAUCUCCCGAGUUAAGCUCACUGCUGUGUGA
This is a messenger RNA of Struthio camelus australis, 2514 nucleotides long. RefSeq names its product vitamin D3 hydroxylase-associated protein. Gene Ontology annotation, molecular function: amidase activity; fatty acid amide hydrolase activity. Lineage: Eukaryota; Metazoa; Chordata; Aves; Struthioniformes; Struthionidae. The record is from RefSeq and is a predicted model, not a curated record. Gene Ontology annotation, biological process: fatty acid catabolic process.